Messenger RNA from Thlaspi arvense, 942 nucleotides. The record is from the annotation of a GenBank genome assembly. NCBI's taxonomy places the organism in Eukaryota, Viridiplantae, Streptophyta, Magnoliopsida, Brassicales, Brassicaceae.
AUGGCGACGAAGUCGAAACCCCUUUUUCUCUCAGCACGCCGUUCCUCGCCGCGUACUCGCUCCGGAGCUGUGCCGGAACUAAUUUCCUCGCCGCGUACUCGCUCCGGAGCUGUGCCGGAACUAAUUUGCUUGCCGCGUACUCGCUCCGGAGCUGUGCCGGAGCUAAUUUCCUCGCCGCGUACUCGCUCCGGAGCUGUGCCGGAACUAAUUUCCUCGCCGCGUACUUUCUCUAAAUUUGUGCCGGAACCAAAUUCCUCGCCGCGAACAGACGGAAUCCCUCGAACGCCGUUUUCAUCCGGAGCCGUGACUCCCGUCGUCGGAGCCCUAAAAUCAGUCUCUUUAUCCGAUUGGUGGCUAACGAAGAAAGCAAAUGAGAAGGCUUUGGGUGUUACAGGAUUCGAAUCGAAAGGUGGAUAUGAAGUGAGGCUAUUCUCGUCAGGAACAAUCUCAAUACGACAUGACAGUACCACGCUCGAGACAUCUGAUGGGAUUAGAGUUUGUAUCAGUGGAUUCAUCAACCGAUCGCGAACUUUACAGAACGGGUUUUCCUCUGAGGUUUGCAAUCGUUUUCUCUUAGGGUUUCCGUAUAGCUGGAAAGAUCACGAUGAAGAUGAAACCGUAGAGGAGAAGAAGCAUUUCGGGAUUUCGUUUGAUGAUAUUCCUGUGAAUAGGUAUGAGGAUCUUCUGUUUACGUCUUCUUCUUGCUUGAAAAGUGAGAUCUUGGAUGAUGUAGUUAACAGUUUAAGAGAUUUGGUUUGUCCUCGUACUGAGAAAUCAAACGAGGAAUGUGAGAAAUCAAGAAUGAUUACUGAAGAUGAUGAUGAUGAGAGUGUGGUUCCAAGUGUUGUGGGAGUGAAGACUAGAGGGAUGCUUAGAAGAAGUGAAGAGAAUGAAGCUUCCAUUGGGAAAAGAGUCCACACAUCGUCCAAGAGGAGGAGAUGA